AUGCAGGGCGCGCUGAUGGGCAGCAUCGCGGCGUGUGGAGCGCCCUAUAAGGCGACGGCGGCCGCGCGCUGCCCGCUGGCGGGGCACUUCCUGGCCGCCACCGGCUGCUGGCUCGUUGGUUCAUUCACUGCCAGCACCAGGGUCGCCGACCUGCGCGGUCGCCGAUCCAACCACAGCCCUGACAGCCGCCGAACUGCUUGUUUGAGACUUCCAAGCCCCUCUGAAAAUGAUUAUUCCAUUGAUGAGCAAAUGGUACCAUUUACUGGACGCUGCACAUUGUCUCAGUAUGUUCCAAACAAACCGCGCCCUUUGGGAAUUAAAAAGUUUGUUUUGGCAACAACGAAAGGUUUAGUACUUGAUUUUGAAUUUCAUCAAGGUAAAUCAACUCCUCUGCCAGAUGUUGGCCUUGGUCUUGGGCCAUCUGUAAUACUUCGCCUUGCUCAAACAUUACCUCAAGGUGCAAGACUAUAUUUUGACAGAUAUUUUACAGCUUUGCCAUUACUGCAACAGUUACUUGACCUAGGGCUGGAAGGAACGGGAACCAUAAUGAAAAACAGAGUGAAAUCAGUUCACCUGACAGAAGAAAAAAGACUGAAGAGAGGAGAUAUGGAAGAAUUCUGCAGGGACGAUGAUAAAAUAGUGAUUGUCCAGUGGAAAGAUUCAAAAGCUGUGACCCUUGCCUCUACUUGUACAGGAUGUGAACCUGUAAGCAAUGUUGAGAGAUGGAGUAAACCAGAAAAGAAGUACAUCUUAGUGCCUUGUACUGCACUUGUAGUGAAGUACAACCUGUGUAUGGGAGGAGUGGACCUCUGCGAUCAAAUGAUGGAAACCUACAGGACUUUCUUGAAGACAAAAAAGUGGACUUUAAAAGUUUUGAUUCAUUUACUUGAUUUGGCUUGCGUCAAUUCCUGGUUACAAUACAAAGUUGAAUGCGAAGCCAAUAAAGUACAAAAGAAAAACACUUUAGAUCUUCUUGGAUUCCGACAGGUGAUUGGGGAAGCGCUAAUUUCUUCUUCUUCAGGACAGGAACAUGAAAGUGAAUCCGACGAAGAGCCACCAAAUAAAAUGUACAAACCAGCAAACACACCAUGUGAUGAGAUGCGGCUAGACGGAUAUCAUCACUGGCCAACUGUUGAUGAUUUGCCUUCAGCUUUUGCUGCAGGCAAAAAAAUUGCAAAAACAGGACGAGAACAAGAUGUCUAA
This is a messenger RNA of Schistocerca cancellata (South American locust), 1203 nucleotides long. RefSeq names its product piggyBac transposable element-derived protein 3-like. Lineage: Eukaryota; Metazoa; Arthropoda; Insecta; Orthoptera; Acrididae. The record is from RefSeq and is a predicted model, not a curated record. Bases 1 to 1203 code for a protein of 400 amino acids. The transcript has 2 exons.